Molecule: messenger RNA, 4674 nt
Organism: Tachysurus fulvidraco (yellow catfish)
Lineage: Eukaryota; Metazoa; Chordata; Actinopteri; Siluriformes; Bagridae
Gene: igf2bp3
Product: insulin-like growth factor 2 mRNA binding protein 3
Exons: 16
Coding region: 566-2380 (604 amino acids)
Biological process (GO): nervous system development; regulation of gene expression
Cellular component (GO): nucleus; cytoplasm; cytosol
Molecular function (GO): mRNA 3'-UTR binding
Source: RefSeq, a predicted model, not a curated record
GUCCACAGAGCCAGGUUUUACCUCAUAUCUUGCCUUCAGUAUGCAGUCACAAAGCGCACUCCAGUCUUUAUUCUGUGCCAUCCUUCCACAAGUCCUGCACUUACCCACAUUGAUCAAGCGGCACUCCUCACUCACGUGGGGCAUUGAUUCGCAGUGUGAACACGUGGCUCAGUAAAAAAAAAACCGGAGUAACCGUGGGUUUUUGACCCCAUUGUCUUCCGUUGAUUUUAUUUGGAGGCGGUGCCUGCAUUAGUUAGUCAGUCAGUCAGUCAGUCAGACGCGUUGGUUCAAAACGUCGGGCAAAGAUACGAACAAAAAGUAGGUUUUUUUUUUGGGACUGUAAACGAGACAGGGGACAUGCAAUAAGCUCUAGGAGGUAAUCGGUGCGCAAUUCACGUCAGUCAUAAUUCUCUUGUAUGUUCUUAGAGCGAGUAGGAGAACACGCCCGCUCCGCCUGAUACACAGUGCGCUUCGCUGCGCUCUGCUCUGCCAGCACUGACCCUCCGUGGGACGCGAUUAUAAAACUCACUCCUUCUUUUUGUUCCGUUUCUGACCGUGCGGGAAUAUGAACAAGCUAUACAUCGGUAAUGUAAGCGAGCAGACGAGCGCGCUCGACUUGGAAACUAUCUUUGAGCAGUGGAAGAUACCGUUCAGCGCGCCCUUUUUAGUCAAAAGUGGCUACGCGUUCGUGGACUGUCCCGACGACAAGAUCGCGAUGAAGGCCAUUGACACACUUUCAGGAAAAGUAGAACUUCAUGGAAAACUUCUAGAGGUAGAACAUUCAGUCCCCAAACGCCAAAGUAUGCAAGAGAAGCAUGGAUGCCCCCCACCCCACCCCCCACCCCCACCCCGAAUGCAUCAACUACAGGGGAGCUGUAAGUUGCAGAUCAGGAAUAUCCCCCCUCACAUGCAGUGGGAGGUGUUGGAUGGAUUAUUAGCUCAGUACGGCACUGUGGAGAAUUGUGAACAAGUCAACACGGACAUGGAGACGGCCGUAGUGAAUGUGCGUUAUGCAGAUAAGGAGCAGGCCAGACAAGCAGUUGAGAAAUUGAAUGGUUUCAUGAUGGAAAGCUAUGCACUGAAGGUCUGCUACAUACCAGAUGAGACUGUGCUGUUUGAUCCCCCAACUCCGGGUAGCCGGAGAGGAGGCGUGCCACGUGGCCCCCCGCGCCAGGCCUCACCCUCUCUGGGAACUCGCCCUAAGCUGCAGUCUGACAUUCCGCUGCGCAUUCUCGUGCCCACCCAGUUUGUGGGUGCCAUCAUUGGCAAAGAGGGUGCUACCAUCCGCAAUAUCACCAAACAGACACGCUCGAAAAUCGACAUCCAUCGUAAGGAAAAUGCAGGAGCCGCAGAGAAACCAAUAACAGUCCAUUCAACUCCAGAGGGCUGUAGCUCUGCCUGCAGGAGCAUCAUGGAGAUCAUGCAGAAAGAGGCCAUGGAAACAAAAAUCACUGAGGAGAUUCCUCUGAAGAUCUUGGCUCAUAAUAACUUUGUGGGGCGUCUAAUUGGAAAAGAAGGACGCAAUCUGAAAAAAAUUGAACAAGACACAGGGACCAAAAUCACCAUCUCCCCACUCCAGGACCUGACUCUUUAUAACCCCGAGCGAACAAUCACAGUGAAGGGCCCAAUUGAGGCAUGUACCAGAGCUGAAGAGGAGGUCAUGAAGAAAAUUCGAGAGGCUUAUGAGAACGACGUGGCUGCCAUGAACCUCCAAUCUAAUCUUAUUCCUGGCCUGAAUUUGAAUGCUCUGGGUCUUUUCCCGGGUGGGACGUCGGGAGCAGUCUCCCCCUCUAUGGCACCAGGACCUCUGUCUGGAGCACAAGCUGGAUACCCUUCUUUUGGGCAGCAGCCCGAGUCUGAGACGGUGCAUCUCUUUAUCCCUGCGCUGGCGGUGGGCGCCAUCAUUGGGAAGCAGGGCCAGCAUAUAAAGCAGCUCAGCCGCUUUGCUGGUGCAUCGAUAAAAAUUGCACCGGUUGAUGGGAUGGAUGCCAAGCAGAGAAUGGUCAUUAUUUCAGGGCCACCAGAGGCCCAGUUCAAGGCUCAGGGACGUAUCUUUGGAAAGCUGAAGGAAGAGAACUUUUUUGGGCCAAAGGAAGAAGUCAAACUAGAAGCUCACAUUAAAGUGCCAUCAUUUGCUGCCGGCAGGGUCAUUGGUAAAGGGGGUAAAACGGUGAAUGAACUUCAGAACCUAACCAGUGCGGAGGUGGUUGUCCCCCGUGAUCAGACUCCAGAUGAAAAUGACCAAGUGGUAGUGAAGAUAACUGGCCACUUCUAUGCAAGCCAGCUAGCUCAGCGAAAGAUUCAGGAAAUCCUCUCACAGGUGAGGCGGCAGCAGCCCAAAGUCUCACCUAGUGGGGCUCCAAUACCACGGAGGAAAUAAUUUCCCCAGCGCAUGGUGAUGAAGAGGAGAAGCGGGACAUGGGACAUGCCCAUCUCUAGAGUUCACAUCACCCACCUCCUGCCAUUUCUAUGAGAAUCUAUUUUCUGAACACGGCUAUGAAAACUAUUCCUCCCCUUUCACUGCCGUAGUGUGGUACCUGCACAAUGCUAUUUUUUCCCUUCUUGUAUUUUCACCUUUAACUCUGUGCAUUUUGGUUAUACAUUUUGAGUUUUUCAUGUAAAAGUCAAGGCAUUGCUCUCCUAGCCUGGCUAGGGGUGGGGUAAUAAAAGCUCUGGGUAUGUGAUGGGACUGGAAGUGGUAAAAUAUUUUGUCCCAGUAUUACUAAUGGCAUUUUAGAAAUUCAGAUGCGUUUUAUGAAGAAAAGAGUUAUGUAGAUAUGAGAUGAACUAUGAAAGGAGGCAGAACUGCACUGCCACUGUCGAUCUACAGGAAGUGUUUAUUGGCGUUAGCCAGGAAACCGAGUUAAUAUGCAUUUUUACUGAUCUACCUCAGGCUAGAAUACCUCAGAGAAAAAAAAAAGUCAAUGAUUAAAUGAAGUUUGUUUUUUUAUUAUUAUUAUUUUGCUUUGUGGUAUUUUGUAUACUUUAUAAAACCUAAUAGUUCUUGAACAUUAUUUUUUUAAGAAAAAGUAAGCCUUCUGUUAACGCGAGUCCCUUACGCCCCACUUUAUUUUUAUGAUGCAGACCGAUAACUGUACAUAAUAAUGUCUGCACAUGUAGGUAAGUUAGUAAGUAAGGAGGUUUAAGGGGCUCGCUGUUUGCAGAUAAGAAUAUUGUAAAGCGCCUCAGUGUUGCAGAGGAGCCGCCAUCUUCUGGGGAGAAAUAUAUAUAUAUAUAUAUAAUAUUUGCCGAAGAAUGCAGAGCAUACAUACUGCAGUGAUGCCGUUUAGUUUAUCAAUUAUAUGAAUAAGAUAUUGGCAGGUGCAUUUUCCCCACAAACGUUAAGUUAGCUUUCAGGGAUUAGCUUCAGCGUUCAGGGAUCGUGUUAAUUCCUGCUGUAACACACUGAUGCGCCUUCAACAGAUGAUCACAGCCCAGCCCUUUGUGGCACGUGUGCAUUUAUUUUUCUUUUCCCAGCCUUUAUUAUUGACCUUAUUUUUGGGCUGGUUUCCAUCACACCAGGGUUUUCCACACUGCAGACAAGUCUCCAGCACUGCAUAGUGAGGUUUUGGGGGAGUCACUGUUUCAGAUACUUUUGAUGUUACAAUACUAAUGGAUGCGUCUUUAUAGCCAGCAGUUAGAAAUGGAUGUGAAACAUUUCUUCAUUUCUUUUUUUUUUUUUUCGUCUUAAAGUUCAAGUUUAGAAAUGCAAGAAGAAGCAAAUCUUUUAGAAGAUGGAGGAAAAACUAAAUUUCUUCUUUUUUUUUUUUUUUUUUUUUUUUUCUUCAUACGAAUGUAAAUAUGAUUGUGGUAAAUGGGCAUGUUCAUGCUUCCACACUAGUAAUGAUGUCUACCUCAGCUGAUUCAAAGGUGGGUGGCUUUGAAGCUUGUGCCUCUGCUACCUUGUUAAAAAUCUGAUCCCGAUAGGUCGAGUCCCUCGUGCACACCAGUGUUCUGCUUUGGCUCAGUGUUUCGUGUCUUGCGUUCACAGGAGGGGCACAAAGUGAUGGUUUUUGUUGGUUUUUAUUUUAUUUUUCCUUCUUAUGCUAUUGUUGAUCUACCUCUUGAACACAAUUGAAUUAGAGGCAUAAUACUAUGUUUGAAUUUAGGGUCAAUUCUCAGUUACUUUGCCCUGCCAGAAAAAUUUAUAAAUAAAAUAAAUCAUGCAUUGUUCUAUUUGACAAAUUAGUGAUUUUUAAUGUUUUCUUUUUGCUGCAUUGUGAACUGAUUACUGAUUUAAAUCCUCAACGUGUUGCUUUUUCUGUUUUUUGGUUUUGGAGGUGUGGCUUCCAUGUAUUUUUUUUUUCUUUUCUUUUCCCUCUCUCAUAUAUAGAUAUUAGCAAAACAUUGGGGUUUGAUCAAUAACCCAGGAGUUUUUUUCUCUCUCUCUCUCUCUGUAUUCUUUAAAAUAGACUCUCAUUCUGAUUUAUGAACUUCAAACGAGUCAAAUGUUUAACUCUUACUUGCGUUAAACUCUUUCUAAUAUACAAUUUCUUGGCUGUCUUGUGUGGUGAGUCAUGUUUCAGUGGGAAUGUGAUGUGGAGUUUACAGAAAGUGGUCCAAUUUCAGCAUGAGCCACAAACCUCCCCAACCGUGCUUGUGCCCUAACACACUUCCACUUGUCAAAUGCCUCUGAGGAAAUUGAAUAAAAGAUGGCAUGUUGGCUCCUAAAAA